UUCUGCUGUGACAGGAUACGAACGCAUGCGAGCUCAAAAUAGUACAAAAAAACUUUCGAGCAUAUUCUGAGGGGGAUUUGUGGGGCGGAAACAACGACGAGAAGAGAAAAGAAGCUGUGUGUGUGUGUGUGUGUGAAGGAGUGGCCCGGAGCAGUUUAGUUUGAGGCCACCGAGCUGAUGAAUGGUACCACGUCGGCUUCGUAAGAUUUGCUGGACACGUAACGUUAGAAAACCGUUGGGGAACCGAGGGGUGGGUGUUUUAUUCUGCUUUCUCUGUUGGGCAGAUUGCUGAUGUUUGAUUUCCUUUCUCUCUGGUUGCUGUGAGAGGAGGAGAUACUGAGGAGCAAAGAUGCCUGUCCCCCCACCGCCCCCUCCUCCCCCACCCCCUACCUUUGCUCAGGCGAACACAGAAAAGCCAGUCCUGAACAAGAGUGAGCAGCAGGGCAGGAAUGCUUUACUAUCUGACAUCAGCAAAGGAGCACGACUCAAGAAGACUGUAACCAAUGACCGCAGUGCACCUGUACUCGACAAGCCAAAAGGUGGUGGAGGAGGCGGAGGAGGAAUAGGAGGAGGGGGAGGAGGAGGAGGAGGAGGAGGAGGAGGGGGAGGAGGUGGAGGAUUUGGAGGUGGAGCAGGACUUGGCGGUCUGUUUCAGGAUGGGAUGCCAAAGCUGCGCUCUACCAGAGACGACUCUGUUGGUGUUAGACCCCCCUGCCUUCCUCCAGGUGCCCGUAGUUCUGGUCCACGGCCUUUUGUGGGAGGUGGUGGCUCUGCCCCUCAUUUGCCUGGGUCCCGUAAUGGCUCCUCUGACCCUCCACGCCCUCGAAUGACCGCUCCUCGACCUGAAACACCUGGAGGACUACCUCCGCCCGUUCCUAGCACUCCACGCCCCAAUCAGAGCAGCUUGCAAAGUAGAGGACCACCCCCACUACCAGGGGGACCCCGCCCCUCAAGCUCUUCACCUGCCCCUCCUCCUCCAAACCCUCCUGGAAGACAGCCUGCGCCUCCACCUGUGCCAGGUGGACGUCCACCUUCAUCUCCUGCAGCUCCUCCCCCUGUUCCUCAUUCUGGACGGCCUCCUCUUCCCCCAGCCCCUGCCCGAUUAGAUGAUCGACCACCUGUCCCACCUGGCAACCGCCCAUCUUUGCCCCUCCCACGGGAUGGCCCACCCCCUCCCCCUUCUGUCAACAGCAAGCCACCUCCUCCUCCAUCCUCCUCUCGCACACCGGUAAACUCCGCCCCACCUCUGCCACCAGGGCGACCAGGCAGACCCAACGAGGAGCACACGCCACGUCUUCCUCAGAGGCACCUGUCCCUUACUUCACAUGCCCCCUCCCCUUCUCCUGGACGGUCAGGACCCCUUCCUCCACCUCCAAGUGAGAGGCCGCCACCUCUGGGUCGAAAUGCAUCUGGACGAACAGGUCCCCUUCCACCUCCACCGCCUGGACGCCCAGGGGGAGGCAGUGUAAGGUCACCAGCAGCUCCAACUCCUCCAAACAGACUCGCAUCAGAACCUCCACGUGGUGGCAACAGACCGCCCCUCCCACCAGACAGGCCCACCACUGGAGGGCCACCCCCUCCACCUCCGCCCAUGGGCAAUGGUUACCACAGUCAGGGACAUUUUGCAGAUGAGUGGGAAAUGCGCUUCAGUUUCCGUCCUGUGUCGGAUUUCCCGCCUCCAGAGCCCUACAUCCCCUGUCAGAAGACCUAUCCCAGCAAAGUGGCCAGGAGUGAUGGCAGAGGUUCAGGGAAAAAGGAGAGAGGUGCUCCCCCUUUGCCUCCCAUUCCCAGAUGAGAGAAAUGGAUUUGGAUGCUCAGGGUUACUGUAAACUCCCUCUACAUUUUUUUUUUCUUCUCCUCAAAACAGUAUUCUCCAUAUGUGGCAUUUCCAUGCUGGUUUUGAACAAUAUACUCUGUAAGGCUUACAAUGAGGUCACAUAGCAAACCAGUGACCAACCACCAAUGAAGUGCCUUACACGUUCAGGUUAUGUUGUGCCAAUAUUUAUUCCCUACACCCUUCUUUGCUUUCUUUGUUGAAGGGGCUGGACUGAAACACAGUUUAAUAAUAACUCCUACCCUUAAAGGAAUACCCUACAGUUUAAAACCUAAUCUCUGUGUGCCACAUCUGUAUUGUACAGAGGGUUACCAAGGACAGUAAUUUCGAUGCAUGUCCUUGUAGUAAGAAAAAGAACAGAAAACUCUUGUAUUUGAAAUGCACUUAUAACAGAAGGCAUUGGGCAGCAUGUUGCUGCUAUUGCACCAAAACCUCGCAUCUACCUCGCACCAUUUUUGUCAUUUUUCAUUUUCUGACCUAGUUUGAAAAAGGCAGUUGACCUUUAUGCUGUGUCAAAAUUUCAUGAUGAGUAAACCAACAGAAAUUGUCCACAAUUACUUGGGGAAAAAAAAAUUCUCCAUUUACUUCCAUUAAGUUUUAAUAAUAGUAGUAUUAAUUCCUGUAAAGUUACCUUUUUGGAGAUACAAGGUUUUGUUCCGACAGCAGUGAUGUGUUAAAAUGCAUGACCAAAAAAAAAUUCAACUACAGCUUUUACACUUAAGAAUUUCUUACCAAAACCUAAAGUUUUCUGGUUAAAAAGGCUAUCCACACUACUAUGCUGAUAAUGAAUGAUCACUAAUUCUUCCUCCUGGAAAACCAUCUCUAAAAGGAUGAAUUUAUACAGAUUUGCGGCUUAAUUUACUAAUAUUUUUGGCUGAUGAAUUCAAAAAAGUGGUCUACAAGAACAUAUCGCUGUUGUCGGAACAAACCUCGUAUCUCCAAAAUGGUAACUUUACAGGAGAAGAAAAAAAACAUACUUUACUUUCAAUGUAAGUCAAUG
This is a messenger RNA of Colossoma macropomum (tambaqui), 2834 nucleotides long. RefSeq names its product WAS/WASL interacting protein family, member 1b (gene wipf1b). NCBI's taxonomy places the organism in Eukaryota, Metazoa, Chordata, Actinopteri, Characiformes, Serrasalmidae. The record is from RefSeq and is a predicted model, not a curated record. Bases 350 to 1795 code for a protein of 481 amino acids. Gene Ontology annotation, molecular function: actin binding. The transcript has 8 exons.